AUGAUUCGCGUUUCGGGCCACGGGCCGCGGUUUCGCGCAGACGGCACGGGCGGCGGAUUAGGCGUGGGGCGCGGCGCGUGGCGGCGGCGCGGGCGCGGGCGGCGCCAAGAUGCGGCGCCCGCAACCAUGACGCUGCCGCCGCCCGCGCGCCCCGCGCACUACCCCGCCGCGCACCGCGCAAUGCGCUAUUACCGCAUCUGGAUCUACGCGUGCAACGGGGCACUGCUACUGGGCGCGCUCGCGUUCUGCGCGGCGGCGGGGCGUGCGCUCGCCGACUACCGGCGCGCUCUCGUCCCCGGCCUCGGCGCCGCACAGCCGGGCUUCCUCUACGGUUACGCGGCGUUGCCAGCUCAGGCCGGCCUGCUGCAGCUACUCGGCUGCCUUGCCGCACUCCGCCUGUCCGAGCGCAUGCUCAACGCGUACUGGCUCGCCCUGCUGGCUCUGCUGGUCGGGGACGCAGCGAUCGGUGUCUAUUGGGCGUUCCGCUUCGAGCGCGUGUGCAGAGAGCUCCGGCCCCAGUUGCGCAUACGCCUCGCGAAGGAGUACGAUUCAGACGUCAAUUUCUCCGAGGCGUGGGACCGACUGCAACGCGAGCAGCGCUGCUGCGGUGUUACCGGUCCAGCAGAUUUUGCCGCUUUCAAUCGCUCAGCACUACCACCAAGUUGCUGUCGGAUACCGGCGCACACGCCAGCCGUCACUCCUGGAUCACUCGCAGUGAUAUCAGCCACGUCAUCAGCGCCAUUCACACCGGUUCAUUGCGCGCCGCAUACGGCAGCGUGUGCCGAGAGGUUGCUCUCUUGGCUGCGUCGUACGGCGGACGCACUCUUCGUUCUCGGGUACUGUGUAAUAGCGUUUUUGAAAUUGUGCUUCCUUGGUAUACUAAGAUACGAAAUAAAGGAGAUGAUUCAGAAAAUCAGAAUACUAAGAAGCGAGUUAGGUGCCGGGGAGCUGCUCGACGGAAGCCCCAUGCACGGGGGCCCGCUGUCUCAGACCGUCGUUGUGAAUGCUGUCAAUGCAAACGGCGGCGUCCGGACACACGGGGGAAGUCCGGAAAGGGCGGGGGAGAGGGAGGCGCUGCUGGGCAGGGCCUCGGAGCCGUGCUCGCGUCGAAGCGUGCACGACGAGCCCCUCGGCCUUAAGACCAUAAACGGCAACAACAACUGCGAGAUGCGGGAGCUUGCGCGCGGCGACUACCGACCCCUCGCGGCGGACAGCGCGGCGACCAGGAUC
This is a messenger RNA of Iphiclides podalirius (scarce swallowtail), 1230 nucleotides long. The record is from the annotation of a GenBank genome assembly. NCBI's taxonomy places the organism in Eukaryota, Metazoa, Arthropoda, Insecta, Lepidoptera, Papilionidae.